CGGGCGGAAGUGACGUGCCGGAGUUGGGCGUGUGGUGCCGCGGGCGCGGAGGGACCGGGCCUGGCCGGGCCCGGGAUGGACCCGGCGGCCGAGCACCGGCAGCAGCUCCGCAGCCUGCGGGACUUCCUGCUGGUCUACAACCGCAUGACCGAGCUCUGCUUCCGCCACUGCGUCUGCAACCUCAACUACCGGCUGCUCACGGGCCGCGAGGAGUCGUGCCUGGACAGCUGCGCCGCCAGGCUGGUCCGCGCCAACCACCGCCUGAUGGGCGCCUACGUGGGGCUGGUGCCCGCGCUGCUGCAGCGCCGCGCCGCCGAGCACGCGGCUGCCGCGGGCCCGGCCGCACCGCCGGCCGUCAAUGAGCCGGCACCGGGCCCCGCGGAGCCCGCGGAAGGCGCUCCCGCUGCCGGCACGUAG
This is a messenger RNA of Melospiza georgiana, 417 nucleotides long. RefSeq names its product translocase of inner mitochondrial membrane 10B (gene TIMM10B). NCBI's taxonomy places the organism in Eukaryota, Metazoa, Chordata, Aves, Passeriformes, Passerellidae. The coding region runs from base 76 to 417 and encodes 113 amino acids. Gene Ontology annotation, cellular component: mitochondrial intermembrane space chaperone complex. The record is from RefSeq and is a predicted model, not a curated record. The transcript is spliced from 3 exons.